AUGGCUGGCAGCAAACGCUCUUGGGAAGGCAACCUAGUCCACAGCCUGAAAGCAACAGACAUGGCGUUCGAAGACAGCAUCGUAGACGCCAACACAUCCACCAUCUUUUCAAUUUUUACCACUUUUCGCAGCGAACUGGACGAGCACCAUGACCGUCGAGAGCGCGUGAUUAAAGCUUCAAGAGACAUCACAGCUUUGAGCAAAAAGAUAAUAUUUUCCUUGCACCGGGUUCGUGCUCUCAACCAACCCCUUCCCAAGAGCAUUGCGAAGGAAAACCAUGACCGCCUCGCCCAAAUAACCACCCUCUUCAAGUCCGUCGUACCUGACUUAGGUGGAAUCAACUCCCACCGAUACCAAUGGCAGAUCAGUCCGGGUAUCCAAGAGUACAUCGAAGCUGUCACAUUUCAACAUUACAUCGAGACCCAGCGGCUGAUGUCCCUAGAAGAGGUGGCCAGGUCAUUACCUAAGGGUAUCCUCGUGACUGAGGCGGACUACAUCUUAGGCAUAUUCGAUCUGACGGGAGAAAUGAUGCGCUUUGCCAUCAUGACCAUGACUAGUUCUGCCAUCAACAUUUCCGUCGAUGGUGCUGCUGCCGGUGGUUCUGAUAACCGGGAUAAUGGCCGGGGUGGCAUCCUCAUAGACCUACGGCAACUGCGGGCAAUGUUUGAGUCAAUGAAUACACCGCGUGGACAUAUCUUGAACCGGGAUUUCGCGAAGAAGCUAGAGGUGAUGCAGAAUAGCGUCGAGAAAGUGGAGCGGGCGGCAUAUGGCCUGCUUGUGCGGGGGAGCGAACGGCCUGGGGGCUGGAUGCCGGAUUUGUCGGGCCCUGCUCAGGUCGAGAGCUAUUGA
Histoplasma capsulatum G186AR is the source of this 849-nucleotide messenger RNA. RefSeq names its product translin-associated protein X. Gene Ontology annotation, molecular function: RNA binding; sequence-specific DNA binding; RNA endonuclease activity. The transcript has 2 exons. The record is from RefSeq and is a predicted model, not a curated record. Lineage: Eukaryota; Fungi; Ascomycota; Eurotiomycetes; Onygenales; Ajellomycetaceae. Bases 1 to 849 code for a protein of 282 amino acids. Gene Ontology annotation, cellular component: nucleus; cytoplasm.